This is a messenger RNA of Clonostachys rhizophaga, 657 nucleotides long. Lineage: Eukaryota; Fungi; Ascomycota; Sordariomycetes; Hypocreales; Bionectriaceae. The record is from the annotation of a GenBank genome assembly.
AUGCAUAACACCCUCAACCGCUUCCAGUCGGUCUUCGGCUUCUUCACCACCGUCGCCUUCGUCCUGGGAUGCUUCAUCGCCGCCACCGACUUGUACGCGGAGCGCGCGCCCACCGGCACCCUCAAGGUCCAGAACCUCCAGGUCGUAAAGGGUCGCCCGCACUACUACUCCAGCGCCCAGGAGGAGUAUGCGAUCAUCAAGUUCUCCCUCGACGCCGAUCUGUCCCAUCUCUUCACCUGGAACACGAAGCAGGUCUUCGUCUACGUGACUGCCGAGUGGCCUGCCGCAAAGGGCGGCGCGAAUGCCACAAAUGAGGCCGUCAUCUGGGAUUCCAUCAUCACCAACCCCAGCGCUGAUCACUUGAAGAACAUUGGCCCGGCCACCAUGAAGAAGCUGAAGAAGUCUGCCCAGGGCAAGACGGUUGCUCCCGACAGGGGCAUUCUCUCUCUCCGAAACCAGCGACCAAAGUAUCAGAUUACACAUCCUAGCAGAAAGAUCGCCGACACCGAGAAUGUGAAGCUGAAGCUACAUUACAAUGUCCAGCCCUGGUUCGGUCUCCUGACCUGGAACCAGAAUCAAGACAUUGGGUUCUGGAAGGCAAUCAAAGGAGGAGUCAGCGCUCCCUUCUCUCUACCAUCUAUAAAGAAGAAGAAUUAG